AUGCAGACUCCACACAGAAAGGCCACUGGGCGGAGUGGAACCAGGACCUUCUUGCUGUGAGGCGACGGUGAUAACCACCACACCACCGUGCCGCCCUACAAACGACACAACAACGCUCCGUUAUUACAUUCAUCCGUGCUCUAUUAAUUCUCGUUCUUUUUUUUCUUUGAAGGUAAUAUAUAGACAAUUCAUGAGAAUAAGGUUUGGAGUGUCAUGUUAUUCCUUUCCUUUAGCUUUUUAAUAACUCAGGAAUGUGGAUGUUUUCCCACUUGAAUAAGAACUGAUGGACCUCAAGAACAAAACUGAUUUAUUUAAAAACGAUUGAGUACAUUUAGCAUGUUAUAGUUAUAGCAUGUACCAAACUUGAUUGAAAAAGAGCAAAAACAGAACGUGAAAGUUUCGGCAACAUCCGGGACCUUCCAAGGACGGCGGUUUAAUUGUUUGAAAGGUGCAGCCAUGGCAACGACGACAACAUGUCCGGGGGAGCGACACGUCAUGAAAAUAAAGAGCCACCUACAGUGAAGGACAACAAGCUGCAGAAUGAAGAAGCUGGUGUCCUCCAGUGGGAAGCGGCGCCACAGCAACAAGUCCGCGCGCUGCUCUCUAAAGCCGAAGACCAACUUCCGUUGGAAAUGACCAAGAUUCUGGGCUUCAGCAACGCUCACGUAUGUAUGAAGGAAGCUGCCCUGCUGGAUUACUAUGUCUGUGGUCUCUGGUGGGCAAAAGAGACCAACUUCACCCCUGAACAGACCUCUUUCUCCAUGGCUGUAAUGCAACGGCUGCUGGAUAACAUAAGAGAGAAACGGAUGCCUUUAGUUGAGAACUUGAUGGAGUUUGCUAAGGCUCUAGGUGCUGCCAGCCAGUGCCGGACUUCAGAGGAAUACACGACUCCACUUCUGGAGGAAGAAGAAGCUAGGGAGCUCAUAACUUACAUCAGAAACAGUCUGUUUCAGAAGUACAGACUCUAUGAGCUCCUCUUCACCACAUCCAGAGAGGAGUUACUGACAGGCACGGAGAGGACCAUCGAGGUGUUUGGCUGUCAAGGUGUUCAAGGCCUUCCCACUCACCUCUACUCCCAGUAAGUGGCUCUGCUCCUGGGAUCCGGGCGGAUGGAUGGAUGGCAUCAAUACGAGCUGGGACGUGUGAUUCCUUCGUUUUUAGUACAUUGUUAACAAUGCAGAUUCCUCAAUACCAUUAAACAAGACAACUGCAAGAAUA
Gasterosteus aculeatus aculeatus (three-spined stickleback) is the source of this 1218-nucleotide messenger RNA. RefSeq names its product ciliary associated calcium binding coiled-coil 1 (gene cabcoco1). The record is from RefSeq and is a predicted model, not a curated record. NCBI's taxonomy places the organism in Eukaryota, Metazoa, Chordata, Actinopteri, Perciformes, Gasterosteidae.